AUGUCUUUGCAGAUCCCACACCGCGAAAAGUCCAACGGCGCUGGCGGCGCGACGAAGGCCGUGAUCCUGGUCGGAGGCGCAUCGCGCGGCACCCGCUUUCGCCCGCUCUCGCUUGACGUUCCCAAGCCCCUCUUCGACGUGGCCGGCCACCCCAUCAUCUGGCACUGUUUGACCGCCAUCAGCAAGGUCCCCUCCAUCCAGGAGGUUUAUCUCAUCGGGUACUACGAGGAAUCCGUCUUCCGCGACUUCAUCAAGGAUGCCGCGACCGAGUUCCCCAAUAUCGCCAUCAAAUACCUCCGCGAAUAUCAGGCGCUGGGCACUGCUGGCGGCUUGUACCACUUCCGCGAUGCUAUCCUCAAGGGCCGCCCCGAGCACAUCUUUGUCUUGAACUCGGACGUCUGCUGCAGCUUCCCGCUCAACCAGAUGCUCCAGCUGGCCCAAGAGAAGGACGCCGAGGCCGUCAUUUUGGGGACGCGCGUUAGUGAGGAGGCCGCCACCAACUUUGGUUGCAUCGUAUCCGACUCGCACACUCGCCGCGUGCUGCACUACGUCGAGAAGCCCGAGAGCCACAUCUCAAAUCUCAUCAACUGCGGCGUCUACCUUUUCUCCGCCGACGUGCUCUUCCCCUCGAUCCGCAGCGCCAUCAAGCGCCGCACCGACAGGCCCCGCCUCGGCUCGUACCGCUCCUCCGAAAACCUGGCCAGCUCGUUUAUGAUCGAUGACGACGAAAACCAAAAGAACGAAGUCAUCCGCCUCGAGCAAGACAUCCUCAGCGACAUGGCCGACAGCAAGCAAUUUUUUGUGUACGAGACCAGCGACUUCUGGCGUCAGAUCAAGACGGCCGGUUCCGCCAUCCCCGCCAACGCCCUGUACCUCCAGAAAGCCUUACAGAGCGGCUCCAAGGAUCUCGCCCCCCCCUCCGCCAACAUCAUCCCUCCCGUUUACAUCCACCCCUCUGCGCAGGUGCACCCCACGGCCAAGCUGGGCCCCAACGUUUCGGUUGGCCCGCGCGCCACCAUCGAUGCCGGCGCCCGCGUCAAGGAGUCCAUCGUGCUGGAAGACGCCGAGAUCAAGCACGAUUCGUGCGUCUUGUACUCUAUCAUUGGAUGGAGCAGCCGCGUCGGCGCGUGGGCCCGCGUCGAGGGCACACCUACGCCUGUGACCAGCCACAACACCAGCAUCAUCAAGAACGGCGUCAAGGUGCAGGCGAUCACUAUCUUGGGCAAGGAGUGCGCCGUGGGUGACGAGAUUCGCGUCCAGAACUGCGUCUGCCUGCCUUUUAAGGAACUGAAGAGGGACGUCGCGAACGAGGUGAUCAUGUGA
Molecule: messenger RNA, 1323 nt
Organism: Chaetomium globosum CBS 148.51
Lineage: Eukaryota; Fungi; Ascomycota; Sordariomycetes; Sordariales; Chaetomiaceae
Exons: 4
Coding region: 1-1323 (440 amino acids)
Biological process (GO): biosynthetic process
Cellular component (GO): cytoplasm
Source: RefSeq, a predicted model, not a curated record